CAAGGGUUUUUAUUUUUCAAAUCCAAAAUCACGCAUACUCAUACAUCAUCGAAACGUUUGUUCCAAAAGUGUUUAACAAAUUAAAGUCGAGUGGUAAAAGGUGACACUAAGGUACAAAGUUGGGUGCCUAUCGGUGAAAUUAGGUACUGAUUCGUGCCAAACCCCUCAGCCCUCGGCUGAACAAGCACUGUACUCAUUUUUCCAAUAGGCAAUUGUCUGAAACUCAGAAAGAGAACCUGACAGUUCAAGGAAUGGGAGUGGAACAAAUCGACUGCAGAAACUGGGACGAAGAAGCUUAUAGGGAUUCCAUUUUACAGGAAAGAGAAGCACUUUCCCAAACCAUAUUCCGCACCGUCUUCGCCCCGACCCGUAACCCGAACCCGAAUUCAGACAUCAUCGUCACUUCCUCAAGCGAUGGCUUCGUCUCAUCUUACUCCAUAUCCUCUUGCCUUGCACUGGGUUGUGGAAAUGUGAGAGGUCAGAAUUGGUUAGUGGCUGAACCCCAUUGUUUGAUUCAAGGGCACAAUGGACCUGCUUAUGAUGUUAAAUUUUGCGGUAAUGAUGAGGAUUCAUUGUUAUUAAGCUGUGGUGACGAUGGUAAGAUCCAAGGAUGGAAAUGGAAAGAAAUUUUAGAAUGCGAGUUGCCCAUUCAAGGAGUCAAGUUGAAGCCAGUACUUGAUUUGGUCAAUCCACAACAUAAAGGUCCUUGGGGUUCACUUUCUCCAAUUCCAGAAAACAAUGCAAUUGCUGUUGAUUCUCAGGGUGGAUCUAUAUAUGCAGCUGCUGGUGAUUCUUGUGCAUAUUGCUGGGAUGUGGAGACGUCUCAAAUCAAGAUGGUUUUCGAGGGGCACUCAAACUAUUUACACUGUGUUGUUGCCCGCAAUUCUUGCAAUCAGGUCAUAACUGGUUCAGAAGAUGGCACAGCUCGAAUAUGGGACUGCAGAAGUGGGAAUUGUAUCCAAGUAAUUGAUCCAGGAAAGGAUAAGACCUCAAAAGAAUCUGUUCAAUGUGUCAGUUGCAUUGCUCUUGAUUCAAGCGAGAGCUGGUUGGUUUGUGGAAAGGGCCCAUCUUUAUCACUAUGGAAUCUUCCAGUUAAUGAAUGUAUUUCAAGGAUCAGAACGAAUUCAUCAAUCCAAGACGUCGUAUUUGAUGAGAAUGAAAUUUUGGCUGUUGGGGCAGCACCAUUGCUUACUCGAUUUGACAUGAAAGGAGAUAUUCGAUCACAGAUAAAUUGUGCUCCUCAAUCAGUGUUUUCCGUUUCUUUGCAUCCUUCUGGGGUUACAGCCGUGUCUGGUUAUGGAGGACUUGUAGAUAUUAUAUCUCAGUUUGGAAGCCACUUGUGUACAUUCCGUGGCAAAAGCCUAUAGGCGGAGUCUCAUUGAGUUGGGGG
Molecule: messenger RNA, 1390 nt
Organism: Olea europaea var. sylvestris
Lineage: Eukaryota; Viridiplantae; Streptophyta; Magnoliopsida; Lamiales; Oleaceae
Product: THO complex subunit 6
Exons: 13
Coding region: 252-1367 (371 amino acids)
Biological process (GO): mRNA export from nucleus
Cellular component (GO): THO complex; transcription export complex
Molecular function (GO): protein binding
Source: RefSeq, a predicted model, not a curated record